UACAGUGGUGAGCUUCGCGCGCUCCCUAUACAUGCAGAUACACCACUGCUAGCUCGGACCCUCUCGGCAUCGCGGUAUCCACCCCUACUUUUUUACCAACCCCCGCGACCCGGUCCCCGGUUUUACCUUCCACGGGGUGAAAUUUUGCAAGUGGCGCCAGCCGAUUUCUAGCUUACGUGGGUGAGAAAUCGGCAGAGUAACCACAGUGCGAAUCGGCAAUAUAGAAACGAGGGAGGGAGAGACUGCAAGGGCAAUAUACACACCGCGGAGGCGAGCAGUGCGUGCAGAGGCCGGCCGGCGUUGAUUCGCGGACCGAUUGGGCCGCAAAAUCGGCGUGACAAUCACUAUAACACGGCAGCCCGACCGUGUCGCACAGCGUUCGUUUACCAGUGGAUGACGCGUCUACAACCAUUGAGAUUAUUCUGGUGCAUAUAUUAUUAUGGGUGUAUAUUCGCGUGCGUGUGAAUGAUAUUCUGGUGCAGUGCCGAUCGAAAGAGUAAGAGACGACAUUGCCGGUGUGUUGUUUUUGUUGCUGUCUCUGUUAUCUCGCGGUGCAUCUCGUCUCGCUGCGGGAGAAGGAAGAGGCGCAGAGGACGAACCAGUGCAGCGGCGUUUCGAUUUUUGUUCCUCUCGUUGUUUCUUGAUUGGCCGCUUUUGCAUCCGCGCCGAGGAUCGCUCGACUUGCAAUCACAUCGGAGGACUCUCUUCCAUCGAUAAUCUGUUAACUUACUUACACGACUUUGCUGUCGGCAUGGCAGCGUUGGCACGAGCACACUCGAUACUCCACAAACGUGACCGAGCCCAGGGUGUCUAGGUAACCCUCGCAUCUCAAAGGAAGAGAGGAGGAGUAAAAAAAAGGGAAAGACUCGCGAGGUAGGAAAAAUUUAGAUAGAAACUGCAACUGUGGCAAUGGCAGAGUGGGCGCAGCGAGGUAGACCAGCCGUGCCCAGCGACAACAACAGCAACGACGGUUACAACAACCCGGCGGUGUUCUACGACGAGCUGGACUCGAGCGACAACGAGUCGAUAGGCGAUGGCAAGCAAAAGUCAAAGAAGCGCGUCCCCAAGUGCGCUCGGUGUAAGAAUCACGGGAUACCGGCCAAAGUCAAGGACCACAAGGACGUGUGUCCGCAGCGGUUCUGUCUCUGCAACAAGUGCAUCGCCACGUCGGUGCGGCAGCGCGAGAUGAAGAAACAAACCGCCAUCAGAAGGAAGUUGGUGCGGUACAAAAAGCUGACGGAAAAGCAAAAGAAGAUCAGCGAACUGAAGAAACUGCCGAUGCCGAGGCUGAACGUGAGCGACGAAGUCAUCCCCGCCGAGUUACCUCCAAGCAACAAUCCCAGCCACAUGGCGAACAACAAGUCGAGUACCAGCAACGCCGUCGUCGAGCAGCCCCUGGCCAACCCUCCUGUGGCCCAAAAUUCGUCCCCUAUGGUGCUCAAUUUGUCCGCGCCGGAGCCCGAGGACACCCUCAAGACGAAUAUGAACGAGUGCAAUCUUACAGAAACGGAACAAACGGAAAUUUUAUUAGGAUUCAGUUCACGGCUGAUGAAACGAUUUGGAUACUCCUCAGAAGCAUUGUCCUUGAUUUACGUGAUUUUGAAGGAUACCAAGAAGGACGUCGAACUGGCAAUGAAGCGUAUAAUCGAAGCGAACAACGAAAUCCAAGAAACGACGCUCUACAAGAUACUGAAGGCAGGAAUCUCGUACUACUACACGAACGGGCCACCAGUCGGCCACGCAGUCGACAACCUGGGCAAGCCGACCUACUUUGGCCGGGUCCCGUACUUCGGUGCCGGCGACUCGGACCUAUUUCACAACCCCGAGUUAUCAGCGAAGCCCCUCGACUCCUCGGACAGUCCGCCGAAACGGCCGUCCUCCGAUCCCGGUGUGAUAUCUCCAGCCGCCCCGGCCAGCCUGGGCUUCUUCCCGUACGCGCUGGGCACCCCCGUGAUGAGCGCCAAGGUGCCCACGAGUCCGGCCAAUCCCCUCCAAAAGUCCUCCUCGUAUCCAGGAAUGGCGUCCCCACCGACAACGGCCGGCUUGGGUAUAUUCCCGUACUCGCUGGGGACCUACGUCACGGCUGCCAAAGUGCCCGCGAGGCCGUCCAGUCCUCGGGAGCGGCCGUCCUCGUAUCCCGGUAUGGCGUCACCUCCGGCAACCACGGCUGGCCUAGGCAUCUUCCCGUAUCCUCUGGCAAGCUAUGCAGCGACGGCCAAGGCACCGCAACCACCCACUAGUCCGUCCAGUCCUCGCGAGAGGCCAGUUCCUCCGUACCUUGCGAACAAGGUACCUUAUUCGAACCCCCUUCCGUUGCUCUCGGUGGCAGAUCGUCUUGUUACCACUACGCCACGCAAGUAA
Messenger RNA from Copidosoma floridanum, 2361 nucleotides. RefSeq names its product transcription factor doublesex (gene dsx). Gene Ontology annotation, molecular function: RNA polymerase II cis-regulatory region sequence-specific DNA binding; DNA-binding transcription factor activity, RNA polymerase II-specific. Gene Ontology annotation, cellular component: nucleus. NCBI's taxonomy places the organism in Eukaryota, Metazoa, Arthropoda, Insecta, Hymenoptera, Encyrtidae. Gene Ontology annotation, biological process: sex differentiation; regulation of transcription by RNA polymerase II. The record is from RefSeq and is a predicted model, not a curated record.